Messenger RNA from Ruditapes philippinarum (Manila clam), 1162 nucleotides. RefSeq names its product complement C1q-like protein 4. Gene Ontology annotation, molecular function: protein binding. Bases 131 to 610 code for a protein of 159 amino acids. The record is from RefSeq and is a predicted model, not a curated record. Lineage: Eukaryota; Metazoa; Mollusca; Bivalvia; Venerida; Veneridae. The transcript has 3 exons.
UUUUGCAUAAUACAUUUAUCCGGGAUGGAUCUUAUAUGUAUACUGAAAGCGUGGGAUGGAUGGUUAGUUUAAAAGAUCAGUGCGAGCGGCAGCGUUCAAACAUUCUGGUAAAAGCAUUACAAGAGGAACUAUGAUCGUUACGCUGUUUGCAGUCUUGGGUCUAUUUUCCUCGUUUGCGAGCUGUGACAUUACCAUAGAAGACGUAGAUGCCCGCAGAAUCAAAAGCAGACUUAUUGCGUUUGAGGCUCACUUGAGAGAUAAACAAGCAUUUUUCCCCUUCAACACGCCACUGAUUUUUCCCGUAUGUACAUUGAACGAGGGCAAAGGCUAUAAUGUGCACACUGGUGUAUUCACAGCACCUGUAGCUGGUCUCUAUACGUUUAAUGCGCAUGUCUGUAACAAACUAGGUGAUCAUAUGGUGUUUGCCAUUGUGAAGGGAAGCGAUCAAUUAGCAGUUUCGACUACCGGCUCUGGAUGUGGUUCUGCCAACACCAUCGUUAGGCUUAAGAGGGGAGAUGUUGUUAGGGUAGUGGCAAAAUGGACCAACAGCCACUUAUGGGCAAAUCUUAACCGUUGGAAUACUUUUACUGGCUACCUUGUAUACCCUUAGUUUAAGCUUUAAUUAAUUGUUUAAAGAAGUGCUAUGUGACUUUAAUGCAUAUACACAUUCCAUUUAAAACCAGUUUGUAAUCAGUAAAUCAAAACAAUUUAAUAAACUUAUUAGAAUAAACGCUUGGAGUGAUAAAUUACAAAGAAACAUUUAAGACCUAUAUUCAUUACAUGGAUAUUUUAUAGAAUUAAUGAACAAAAGAAAUGUAUAUAGUUGUAUAUUCAUUAAAGAUUUAGAAAAUUUAUAGAUCGAAAACUUUUACAUUUUAAAUCCAUAAUUACGUAUGCAAUAAGUACACAAAAAUACAGUUAUAUUCGACUUUAUAAAAAAACCUACACUUUAAAUGUUUCGACAUAAUUCGCAUGCAAGGAAAGAAACUAUCACAGCAAAAGAAUAAAAUUAAUCAAUAACUUAUAAGUGAUAAACGAUAAAAAAUUACACGAUUGAAUGUGUUAAUUUGAUAUUCCUUUUUUACUAUUUCCAGUUUUUUGAAAGUGUCUUUUUUACUAUUGUACUUAUAUAAUUACUCAGAAUCUUAAUAAACAGAUUUCG